AUGUCCACGGUAACACCCAUCCCUGUCCCGCUCUCACUCCCACUCCCACUCUACCCCUCCUCAUCCUCGAAGCUUGAACUGCUACCGCAUGACAUUGUCCGACUCAUCGGGGAUCACGUGGAUGAGCUGUCGGUCUGGCGGUUGCGAGCGACGAGCCGGGCUCUCCGGACCGCCUGGGCAUCAGUGCUCCUGCCGUAUCUGAGUAGGAAACAGGUCAUGGCCAAGCCUAUAAUCGGCACAGAUGUCCACAUCGCUAUCGACGACGGGCUAGCAAAGGACGAUGAUGCUCGCCGCGAGUCAUUGCGGCGAGUCAGCGAUCGCUUCCGCGCCCACCUCGCUGCAUUCCCCCAUUCAGCUACCGAGCUACGCCAGCUUCAGCUCGAAGUGCGGGACGACGACGAUAUCGCAGGCUGGCGCUUCCUACGUCGCUUCGCCCCUCAGCUGGAGCGGCUGGAGCUAUUCUACAUAGACCGGCUAUGGCAGAUGGCUCUGGCAAGACCUCCGCCUGCGAGGCGGGCGCGGGAUGCUCCUCCCAUGUCGGACGCAACAGUAUCGCAGCUAUCGGCCAACACCUCGGACGUCUGGCGGCGCGUACUCGACCGGGGAAAUAUCGUCUUUCCAGCCCUUACCAGCCUCACCAUCUCUGCCACCGCUCGUAUCCACGACCAGCUGCUGGGCAUCGCGCGGUCUACCCCGAAUCUGCGGGACAUCACCCUAUCCUGCCAUUUCAUGGACCAUGGCCGCUACCAUUACGAAGAAGACACCCUUCUCUCCAUCGACGAAGACUUCUGUUUUCCAAAGCUGGAAAGAGCCACCGUCAUUGGCCAUACGACAAUCGCCUGUUAUGCGGCACAGGAGCUCCUCCAAUGCAGCAGGGACCUUCCCAGGCUCACCCUCCAUCUCAUCGGCAAUGUAGAUCUGCCACGAUCUCUUCGGACGGACGGCAGCCUCAAAAUGGAGUAUCUCAUCGAGACGAUUAAGUGUCCGGUUGAGAUUAGGUGCCUGGCCUUGUAUGGCUGCAGGGCAGGGGAGGUACUGGCGCGAAUCGCAGGGGCCUACGAGCAUUCGCACGGAGGGGAGCCAACGAUUCUCGACUAUAUCGAAGAAUUGGUGCUCGAAGGGGCAGACAAUCUGUUUGGUGAAGAGGGUGGGCCGUAUCCGUUACUGAAUGGGGAAGACAAAUACUGCCCUGACUUUCCGGCCCUCAAGCGGAUCACUUACGUGGACCGCCUUAUCAUCGACAACCCCAACCACUCCCCCAUAGACUACAUCACCCGGAAGGAGGAAAUUAGGAUCUUCGAGCUCUAUCCGAGUCUUGAGGAGGUCAUCUGGAUCGAUGACUUCCCAUCUGAUCCCUUCAAUCCCCACGACAAGCACAACGGCAAGGAGUUUUACCGGAUGGACAGGUCAGGCUGGGCGGGUCUCUUGCCGGCUUUUGCUAGUCCACUUUACCGCCGGGCCGGCUCGAUCUUAUUAUGCGAUUUAGACAUCUUCUGGACGGGCUUUUGGCGAAGGACCUCGGCGAACUCGGCGGACGUAUGGCGUCGGAUCUUUGACUUUGGCAGUGUCAAGAUGCCAAAUCUUACGGCCCUCACAAUCUGCGCGACAUCCAGAGUCUCCGAUCACCUCUAUCACCUCGUCCAGAUCGCCCCAGACAUCCGCAGCUUGACGCUGAGUUCUUAUUGGCGGAACGCAAACCGGUACGGAUACGAUCCCAUCGACCCCUUCUCCGUACCGGUAGACUCGGAGUCUGUAUUUCGGCGGCUCGAGCGCGUCUCGGUGUCAGGAGAUGCGGGGAUCUGCCGUUUAGCCGCACAGCUCCUAUACUGCUCACGCAAGCUGUCGGAUCUCACCCUACACAUGAUCACUGAUGGGUGCGCAUCCACCACAGCCUUCAUGCCUGAAUUGGUCGAAGCCAUCGGCCAAUGUCAACAGCCGGCAAGGCUUGCCUUGUCUGGCACCGAGACGGGAGAUUUCCUUGAAAUGAUCGAGACCGACGAUGACUCGCCAGAGACCGCUACGCGCAUGCGGUGCGUAAAGAAAUUGUAUCUGGAGCAGGUAGACCGCCUGGGUGACGGAGGGGAAGAGCAUUUCCCUUAUCCCAUGCUCAGCUCGUAUGAACAAGUGCCUCCUCGACCGAGAUUCCUCGGUCUACAACGGAUCACAUACGUUGAUCGCAGGGGACAAGGUGUCCCGGAUCAGAGGCGCCUGGCGAAGGAGGAGGGAGAUGAGUCUGUUGCCGUGGAGGACCUCUUCACCCUCUUCCCGACCCUGUUAUCCGUUGAUUUCAUGGACGACUACCCAUCCAAUCCCUUCAUCUCCGACGAUCCGCACGACGGCAAGGAAUCUGGCAAGAAGGGAUGGAAACUUAUGAGACAAUCACAAUCUGUCCUUUGGCGCCAGGCCUUCGUAGCGGAAAGUCGGAAAUGUCAUCAUUCCCUGGUGUCCGCCUACAGCCCAUGCGCAUUAUUCAUGGUCGUCCAGGCCAAGCUCCAUAUCAUAAUCGCUCGCACGGCUGAUCAGGUUAUAGAGACGCCCUGUAAGAUAUACACCGGCUCAUUGAUCCACAGCGUCGCCGGUGCUAGAUCUCGGCUGACAAGUGUGCAGUCUUUUCUCAGACCCUCCUCCCCUUUCACCAUGUCGAACACGCAAGCCUCGCUCAUUUCACUUCCCGUCGAGCUGCACAUGCGCAUCGCUUCAUCGACCGAUGAGCUCACGGCCUGGCGGAUGUCGGCUUCACUUUAUGCGCCCAUCGAGAGAAGAUUCGCUCGGCAACACCUGGAGCGGCGGGCUGCUCUCAAGCGUGUGAGCAAUCGCUUCGACGCCCAUCUCGCGGCUCUCCCCUCCUACACGCCCGUCACCACAGACCUCACCGUCGAGCUUCGCGACGAUGAUGACGGUAGCGUCUGGCCUUCGCUCAAGCGGCUCGCUCCGUCCCUCGAGAGCUUCACCGUCCACAUGUACGACCGUCCUUUCCAGAAGGCGUUGACAAGGAAGCAGGGAACGCGGACCGGGCAUAUUGAGCCAGAGCCGGACCUUUACAACGAUGGGAGGAAGAAGCGCAAGAAGUCCAGGAUGGGCAAGCGGCUCGGACUUACGAGGGGGAAGAUGAAGAAAGCGACAACUCGUUGCACGAAAGGCAGGAGACAUAGUGGCAUCUCCUGCCUGAGCCUGAUUGUCUUGGGUUCUGAGAGUGCACUGCCCUCCUCAACUGAUCUCUCUCAUACGGUUAAUGCAGCGUUGAAACCGCGCGACUUACUGUGUAGGUUGAGUCCGCCCAGGGAGACAGAAAUCUUGGCCUUUGCUCCCACUUGCGGCUUUCCACCGAAAAGAGGGGGCUUCGUAAAGACUCUCCUUGGAGCAUUCGAGUUUGAGAGGACCACUGUCCCCCUUGGGCAAGAUGCUGCUCCGGUGAUGAAUUUGUUUGGUACGGGAGCUGCUUGUGAGGAGCUGGCCGGUGCCGAUGAAGUAGAAGAAAGGCUUGAUGAUGAUGACGGCACCGGGCUCGAGGAAGGGGACGAUAGCGACGAGCUGGUGGAUGUUGUGACCACUGGAGGUGACGCUGUUGAGGUGCAGUCGACAGUAGUUAUGGUCGUCACCGUCACUGUCGAGAGACUUUCCGCCAGGACGGCGACUGUACUGAAGACCAGCACAGCCAUGAUCAAGGACGCCCGCAGAGAUGACAACAUGUCGGCCUUAAAUCGAGAUGGAGAAAAGAGCCGACAAAUAGUGCGAGUGUAG
Messenger RNA from Dioszegia hungarica, 3741 nucleotides. RefSeq lists its product as uncharacterized. The coding region runs from base 1 to 3741 and encodes 1246 amino acids. The record is from RefSeq and is a predicted model, not a curated record. NCBI's taxonomy places the organism in Eukaryota, Fungi, Basidiomycota, Tremellomycetes, Tremellales, Bulleribasidiaceae. The transcript is spliced from 15 exons.